Molecule: messenger RNA, 708 nt
Organism: Alternaria atra
Lineage: Eukaryota; Fungi; Ascomycota; Dothideomycetes; Pleosporales; Pleosporaceae
Exons: 3
Coding region: 1-708 (235 amino acids)
Source: RefSeq, a predicted model, not a curated record
AUGUCGCAACUUAUUGCAUCGCGAGGUAGCGCCAACGACCUUUGGGCUCGAGCGGCAAUAGCGUUAUCCGACGACGACAAGCGAAACAUAAACUUCAAUCGCCCUGACAAGCUCGACAUCCUCGUCGAACUACAUACAGCUGCCGAACGAUCCAGGCAAAGAUCCUCCGGUAUUCCGUGGGACGAGCUGCCAAAAACCUUCCAAGAGGCCAUCUUGGUCACCCGUGAACUAGGCUUGAAUUACUUAUGGAUUGAUUCUCUUUGCAUUAUUCAAGAUAGCAAGGCGGAUUGGCAGUUGGAGUCAGCAGAAAUGGCUGGCAUUUAUCAGAGCGCCUUUUUGACGCUUGCCGCAACCAGCUCACCAGAUUCUAACGGCGGGCUCUGGGUUCGAAGCCAGUCAAACACUUUAACAUAUGCUAAAGUGAUACUCCGUCACGAUGGCAAAGACUAUCCCGUGUACGUCAAGGAGCGCCCCGUACACUGGCCGGCAGCCACCGAGACUUAUGUCAACCAGACGUUUCCACUUCUUACUCAGGGUUGGGUAUAUCAGGAGCGUCUCCUUUCUCCGCGAUUCCUACACUUUGGGAAGGAUGAACUGGUGUGGGAGUGCCUUGAAGAAAGCGUCUGCGAAUGUGGAGGUUAUAGUCUCGACCACUGGACCAAGGGCAAGUAUGGUUACUCCCUUACCGACUCGGCAGCAACCGAAUAG